This is a messenger RNA of Mercurialis annua (annual mercury), 787 nucleotides long. RefSeq names its product universal stress protein A-like protein. Bases 122 to 640 code for a protein of 172 amino acids. Lineage: Eukaryota; Viridiplantae; Streptophyta; Magnoliopsida; Malpighiales; Euphorbiaceae. The transcript has 3 exons. The record is from RefSeq and is a predicted model, not a curated record.
CUCAAAACAUGAACCUGAAAACCUAGUAGCCAAUAUAAAUUACAAUGUGUAUUAGGUUUGUUUUAUAUCAACAUUUUGAGGCUAAAAAUAUAACAUUUAACCAGAGUUGCAAAGAGUAAUAAUGGAGGAAGUGAAGAUGGAGAAGGGUCGAAAGAUAGUGGUGGCAGUGGAUGAGAGCAAAGAGAGCAUGCUUGCUCUUUCUUGGUGUUUAAGCAACCUCAUUUCUCCUGAUUCUAAUACCAAUCUCGUCCUUCUUUAUGUUAAGCCUCCACCUCCUCUCUACUCCGCCUAUGAUGCCGCCGGGUACUUGUUUUCCGGCGAUGUGAUUUCCGCUGUGGAGAAGUAUAGCAAGGAUUUGGUGAGCUCCGUUAUGGAAAGAGCAGAAGCUGUCUACAAGAACUCAAUCAACAAUAUACAAGUAGAGAGGUUAGUCGGGAGUGGAGAUGCAAAGGAUGUGAUAUGCAGUACGGUAGAGAAACUUAGAGCUGACACUCUUGUCAUGGGAAGCCAUGGUUAUGGCUUCUUCAAGAGAACUCUCCUCGGAAGCGUCAGCGAAUACUGUGCCAAGCAUGUAAAAUGUCCGGUGGUGAUAGUGAAGCACACAGGCGAGAAAUGUAGUUUUAAUAAUAUGACUAGUUAAUUAGCAGCCCCAGAACCAGGAUUCAGGCACCUGUAUUGUAAAGCUAUUUCAUCAAUAGCAGCAUUGACUACUACUAUGUUAGCUUAAUCAUAUACUAAUGUUAGAAAUAAGUUGGAAAUAUUACAGAAAAAAAAACUUGUAAAUCUA